Molecule: messenger RNA, 1039 nt
Organism: Stegodyphus dumicola
Lineage: Eukaryota; Metazoa; Arthropoda; Arachnida; Araneae; Eresidae
Product: solute carrier family 35 member H1
Source: RefSeq, a predicted model, not a curated record
GUUUGACUUGAAAUUCUGUAACUUCUCUUUCUACUCCAGGUGUAGCCAGUGCAUUGGACAUAGGAUUAUCUAACUGGAGUUUUGAAUUCAUCACAGUAUCUUUAUAUACCAUGACAAAAUCUACCUGUAUCAUAUUUAUAUUAGGAUUUUCUCUUUUAUUUGGACUUGAAAAAAAGAGAUACUCUUUAAUUGUUGUGGUAGUUUUAAUAGCUGCAGGAUUAUUUAUGUUCACAUACCAAUCUACUCAGUUUAAUUUGGAGGGCUUCCUGCUUGUACUCAGUGCCUCUUUCCUUGCUGGUUUGCGUUGGACUCUUGCCCAAAUGGUUGUGCAGCGAAAAGAAUUGGGGCUUGGAAAUCCUGUUGAUAUGAUUUACCAUGUUCAGCCAUGGAUGGUAAUAGGACUCUUGCCUUUAGCUGUAAUUUUUGAAGGUAUACCGAUUGCAACAUCAGAAAAAGUGUUCCGUUACAAGGAAGUCAGUGUUGUAUUUACAACAUUAGGUUAUAUACUAGCUGGAUCAAUACUUGCUUUCUUUAUGGAGCUUAGUGAAUAUUUGCUACUUGUGUACACCUCUAGUCUAACUCUGUCCAUUGCAGGUGUAUUUAAGGAGGUGUGCACUCUUUACCUAGCUGUAAGGUAUACUGGUGAUCAUAUGACAACUGUGAACUUCAUUGGAUUGAUUGUGUGCCUUAUUGGAAUUACACUUCAUGUAGUAUUGAAAGGUCUUCAUUCCAAUGGUAAAGACUCUUCUUCUGUGAGGGCCUUCCUGGUGUCCUGCUAUCUUAACUUUCUUCAUUAUUUCUCUGCUACUGGAUAUAAGAUGAAAAAGAAUAUGAAGGAUGGCAACGACUACUAGAUAAGAGUGGUGUUGAUCUUGAAGAAGAGGAGGAAGAUGUCAUAUUUGAAACAAGUUCCACUACAAGUUUGUGAUAACAACGAGAACUAAGUCUGAGGCACAUGCUUUCUAUUCUUCCUGCGGAAGACUUAUUGCUCAACCAUUAUUUCUGUAUAUAAAAAGAUAAAUUAUUCUGUAGAAUGUAA